This is a messenger RNA of Lates calcarifer (barramundi perch), 9549 nucleotides long. RefSeq lists its product as uncharacterized. Gene Ontology annotation, molecular function: structural molecule activity; actin binding. The transcript is spliced from 32 exons. Gene Ontology annotation, cellular component: plasma membrane; cytoskeleton. NCBI's taxonomy places the organism in Eukaryota, Metazoa, Chordata, Actinopteri, Centropomidae. The record is from RefSeq and is a predicted model, not a curated record. Bases 831 to 7793 code for a protein of 2320 amino acids.
UUUUUUUUUUUCAUUUCCCGUUUCCCCACGGCGGCGGCGGCAGCAGUUCGUUUAGAGUUCACUGCGCCGUAUUUAGAGGGAUUAUGUCAAAUACGACGAGGUCAGGGAUGUUUGCGCUGUUAGCCUACAUAGAAAAUAAGAAUCAGGACUCAUGACAUAUUGUAGUUUUACGAGUAUGUGAAAAAAAUGAGCAGAAAUGUCUGUACAAGGUUUGUUGUUAGGUUGCUUUCACAAGCUCAGAGUCUCUGGGCCCCAUAUAUUUCAGAAAGCUAACUAGCAAAAUUAUCAGAAACAAGACUUUCAAAGCUAAAUAGCAAUCCUAUAGAGAUUAUGUAAAUUGUACAGGUCUGUUUAUUAUGCAGAAGCCAUGAAUAGGAGUCUAUAAGAAAUCCUGUGAUAAUAGAAUUAUUGUGACUUAACUCAUUUGGGUCAACUGCAACAUUGUUACAUUGUUUUCUCAUCUGUUUUUCUGUUCUGAUGGAUGCUAACACUAUAUGCUAUAAACUAUUUUUUUUUCAGUAUGCUAUAAACUGUUCCUGCUCAGAUUCAGCUUUGUCAGCUUUGUGAUAAAUUAGUAGUUGUUUAUGUGCUCAGGCUUUCAUGUUAUGACAUGCAGUGCAAUAUAAAUCAUUUGUUAUGCGAAGUUAAGGUUCACCUAAGUCUGUGUGCUGUAAACUCUCUAGUGUGUGUCCUGUUACAUAUAUAAAAUAAUUGUUUUAUUGCGCUGACGCACUUUCUCCCUGUGUCUCCCUCCGUCUGCCCUGCUCGCAUUGUCUGGACCUGACCAUGCAUUGUACAAUGACCUUCUCUUCUGGACAUGAUUGGCUACCAUGACAACAGAGGCAAGUGCAGUGAGUGAGGCGGACACUGAGGGCAAGCAGAAGGCCAGCGGCGCCGAGCCUGAACCCGAACCAGAGAGCAAACAGAAGUCAGAAGCGGCAGCGUCCCAGCCGGUGGGGGAGCAGUCGAGCAAGAAGGCCCAGGAGCAGGCCUCUGAGCCUGGGCCUGCUGACGUAGCUACUUCCCCCGAGGAGGAGCAGCUGAAGCCUCGUACCCGGACCUCUGCUGGCAAAGGCCUGUCUCGCCUCUUUUCGUCUUUCCUCAAACGCCGCUCGCAGUGCUCUGAGGGAGAGGGGUUUGAGGCAGAGAAAGCCAGAGAGGAAAAGGCAGACAAAGAGGAAAAAACUGACAAGGCAGAAGCGGAGAAGGUGGAAGAGGUGAAAAGUGAAGAGAAAGACACAAAAGCAGAGGAGGACAAAUCUGAGGUGAAAGAAGUGAAAAAGAAAGAGGAAAAAGUAGAAGAAAAAGAGGAUAAAAAGAAAGAAGAAGAAAAAGUCGAGAAAAAGGGCAGUAAAAAGAAAAAGAAAGAAGCCAAGAAGAAAGUAGAGGAGAAGGAUGAGGAGAAAGUGAAAAAGGACGAGGAGAAAAAGGAAGAGGAAAAGGUGAAAAAGAAAGAGGAGCAAAAAGAAGAGGAGAAAGCACAGCAGACUGUAGAAAAGAAGGAGGAAAAAUUGGUGACUAAAGAAGAAGAGAAGAAGGAGACUGCUGAAGUUAAAGACAAGGGGGCAGAAGCCGGAAAGAAAGAGGAGGAAAAAAUUGACAAGAAGGUGGCGAAGAAGAAAGAAAAAGAAGAAAAGAUAAAGAAGAAGGAAGAGGAAAAAGCAAAGAGGAAAGCAGAGGAAGAAGAAAGGGUAAAGAAGAGAGAAGAGGAGAAGACAAAGAAGAAAGAAGAAGAAAAAGCCAGAGAGGCGGAAAAAGCAAAGAAGAAAGAGGAGGAAAAGGCCAAGAAGAAAGAGGAGGAGAAAGCGAAAGAGGAGAAGACGAAAAAGAAAGAGGAGGAGAAACCAAAGGAGGAGUUAAAAAAGAAAGAGGAGGAGAAGGAGAAAGAAGAGGCAAAGAAGACGGAAGAGGAGGAGGAAAAGACAGAGGAAAAGCAGAAGAAAGAAGAGGAAAAAGGGAAGAAAAAAGAGAAAGGGAAGAACAAAGGAAAGAAAGGGCCAAGUGAGGAGCGGGUGAAAGCGCCGAUUGCUGCUCCGGAGCCUGAGCUUAAAACUGAACCAGACACUGAACAGGCUCCUGAUCAGCACUCAAUAAGCAGCACAGAGGCGCAGCCAGCUCCAGAGGAAAACAAGGAAGAAGCUGGCAUAAAGAAGGAGCCUGAGGUAGUGGAAGAAGCAAAGGAGGACACAGAGAAAAAGGAGGGAGAACCAGCAGAACAGGAGAAAGAAGUCAAAGAAGAGGAAAAGGCAAAGGAGGAGGGGAAGAAGGAGGGGAAGAAGGAGAAGCCUGCAAAAGAAAAGAAGACAGAGAAGAAGACCGAGGAGGCGAAAGGCUCCAAACGUCAGAAAACCAUGCAAUGCAAAGUCACCUUACUGGAUGACACUCAGUUUGAGUGUGAGCUUGAUAAACAUGCUAAAGGCCAGGAACUUUUGACAAAGGUGUGUGACCAUGUCAACCUGCUGGAGAAAGAUUACUUUGGCCUCGCUAACUGGGAAACCCCAACCAGCAAGACAUGGUUGGAGCCCGCAAAAGAGAUCCGGAAACAGGUUUCAGGUGCUGUCUAUGAGUUUACUUUCAAUGUGAAGUUCUACCCUCCUGAUCCAGCACAGCUUACUGAAGACCUCACCAGGUACUUUCUGUGUCUCCAGCUGAGGAAGGACAUUAUGCAUGGUGUUCUUCCCUGUUCCUUUGUCACACUAUCCCUGCUGGGCUCCUACACAGCCCAGUCAGAGCUUGGGGAGUAUGAUCCAGAGGUCCAUGGAACAGACUAUGUAAAGGAUCUGAACCUGGCCCCCGGGCAAAGCAAAGAGCUGGAGGACAAAGUGAUGGAGCUGCACCGAACAUACAGGUCAAUGAGUCCAGCUCAAGCAGACAUGUUGUUUCUGGAAAAUGCCAAGAAACUCGCCAUGUAUGGAGUUGAUCUGCACCAAGCCAAGGAUCUGGAUGGUGUUUACAUUACACUGGGGGUUUGCUCCAGUGCUCUGAUGGUUUACAAGGACAAGCUGAGGAUCAACCGUUUCCCUUGGCCCAAAGUGCUCAAGAUCUCUUACAAGCGCAGCAGCUUCUUUAUCAAAAUCCGGCCAUCAGAGCAAGAGCAGUAUGAAAGCACAAUAGGCUUCAAACUGCCCAACUACAAAGCCUCAAAGAAACUGUGGAAAGUUUGUGUUGAACACCACACCUUCUUCAGGGUUUCAACAGUGGAGCCCCCCUCAUCACGUCGCUUCCUCGUCUUGGGCUCGAAGUUCCGGUACAGCGGGCGUACUCAGGCCCAGACACGCCAGGCCAGUUCCAUGAUUGACCGCCCAGCCCCCCGCUUCACACGGUCUGCGAGCAAGAGGCUGUCCCGUAACCUGGAUGGAGCUGGAGAUGACACUCUCCAGUUUCUGCAACAGCUCUCAGCAUCAACCAGGUCUGAGACUGAUGACUGGUCGUUUAUGCUGGAAUCUGACAAACCUCAGCCUUCUGUUGAAUUCUCAGCCAGAGGAGAGUCUGACCAGGCUCUCAGUCAGUCCUGGGAGGAGGGGCAGUCUGUUCAGACAGUCACAGUAACCUGGCAGGACACUGAGACUGGGCAGGCUGGCUCUCAAACCGUCACCCAGACGGUCAGCCAGCCGUGGCAGGAGCUGGCAGCUGAUGAGCAGCAGCAGAGGACAAAGGAGGACGAGUGGUCUGAUCUGAUGUAUCGUCAUCCUCCUUUCCCCUUUGUCCCACCUUUUGAUUUUGUGAAAGAGCCAGUUAAGCUCAGCUUGAGCUCAUUGGAUAGGCUUUUACAACCUUUGCUGAAACAGCAAGACGAUUGGUUCCUGUACUUUGACCGAGUCUUCACCCUGCCUUCGCUUGAGAGUGUUGAAAAACCAUUUUCACCAUCACCUCUGCUCCUCCCAGUCUCUCCCCAAGCUCAGUUCCAGCUCCAAGAGGAGGAUGAGCAGGAACUGACCCGUAAGCAAGUCAUUCAGGGGCUUCAGGAAAAAGUGACCUUGGUAGACAAGCUGAUGGAGGCAAAUCUUUUAGAAAGAACACUGAGGGAAGUGAGGGAUUUGGGGGAAAGGCUCCAAGAAGUGGAUGAGCUGGCAGAGAGACUUCAAGAAGUAAUAGAGGAAGAAUUGGGGAAGGAGGAGGUAGACAAAUUAAGAGAAGAAGAAGGAGGAGGAGAUUUGGAGAGGGAAAAACAAAUACAAGUAGAAGGUAUAACAGAAAGAGUGGUGAUGAAAUAUGUGAGGAGGAUAGAGACAGAAGAGGAGGAUGAGUUGGAGGAGCAAAUAAAGCAGGUGUUUUUAAAAGGCUUGUUACCUGAAGAUGAAGAGGUUGAGGUGAGGAGUGUAGAAGUGGUGACAGAUGAGAGUCUGUUAGAUGACAGUUUGAGAGACAAGCUACGCCAGAUAGAAAAGGAAUGGCAAGAUGAGGUAGAGGAGAAGUUUGGUUCUCCUGAUGUCGUUGGCACCACCUCUGUGGUGGCAUAUCAUAAGGUAGAGAGCAGGACUAAGAGAGUGACUAUUGUAGAUGAGAGGGGGCAAGAAGAGGAGGAUAUAGAAGACAUGCAGGUACAGGCUGGUGUAACAUCAGAGGAGAGGUUAGAAAAACGAGAGACAUGGCGCGAGACAGAAUUACUGGAGGAGGGAACUGAGAGAGAGGUCACUGAGAGGCUUCAGGCUGAGGAUCAAUCUCAGGUGGAAGAUAAAGAUGUCUGGUUCAUACUUUUUGACCGCCCUCCAUACAAAGCUGUUUUCCAACCACCAGUUAUCUUGGAGGGACAAGACCAGAAGGAGGCAGAAAGUUUUGUCUCUGUGGUUGGAGCUGCAGCAGAUGAAGAGAUUAGAGAGGUGGUUGUUGAGGAGAGAAAGAUAAUAGAGGAGGCACCAAGAUAUCUUCAAGAAAUCCCACAACAACCUGUGACAGAAAGAGAUGAUGACUGGUUUGUGUUGCUGGAUAUUGUUCCCAGAGAGACAUCAUAUGUGCCACCAGUUGCUGUUGUGGAACGUGCUCAAGUGUCACCAGAAGAGCGAAUCUCCGUGAUUGAAGUAGCAACCAUUGAGCAGAGAGAAAAAAGAGUGGAGUUUGUAGUAGAGGACAGGGAGAUAAAACAAGAGCUGAUUGAAAAGCCAGUAGUAGCACCGCCACAGGCUGUGAGAGAGAUAGAAGAUGACUGGUUUGUGCUGCUGGAUGUUCCCGUUAGAGAACCAUCAUUUGUGCCACCAGUUACCAUGGCAGAGUAUGUUCAGGUUUAUCCUGAAGAAGGCGUUUCUGCUGCCGCUAAAACAAUAGCAGUGGAGUCGAGGAAGGAGGUUGUAAUUGAAGAGACUGUGAUGCAGAGAGAGGAAAAGAAGCUUCCCACACAAAUUAUUCCAGAGCUGAAAAUACCCCAGCCUGUGAGAGAAAGAGAUGACGACUGGUUUGUAUUGCUGGAUGUUAUUCCCAGAGAGACGUCAUACGUGCCUCCAGUUGCUGUUGUGGAACGUGUUCAAGUGUCACCAGAAGAACGAGUCUCUCUGAUUGAAGUAGCAACCCUUGAGCAGAGAGAGAAAAGAGUGGAGUUUGUAGUAGAGGACAGAGAAUUAAAACGAGAGCUGAUUGAAAAGCCAGUAGUAGCACCGCCACAGGCUGUGAGAGAGAUAGAAGAUGACUGGUUUGUGCUGCUGGAUGUUCCUGUUAGAGAACCAUCAUUUGUGCCACCAGUUACUGUGGCAGAGUAUGUUCAGGUUUAUCCUGAAGAAGGCGUUUCUGCUGCCGCUAAAACAAUAGCAGUGGAGUUGAGGAAGGAGGUUGUAAUUGAAGAGACUGUGAUGCAGAGAGAGGAAAAGAAGCUUCCCACGCAAAUCAUUCCAGAGCUGAAAAUACCCCAGCCUGUGAGAGAAAGAGAUGACGACUGGUUUGUGUUGCUGGAUGUUAUUCCCAGAGAGACGUCAUAUGUGCCCCCAGUUUCUCUGGCAAGUGUUGAACCUCAAAUUGAAGUGAAAAGCGUAGAGCAGAAGGUGCAGCAGGUUGACCAGAUUAGGUGGCAGCCUUCUCAGCCACUGCCAGAGAGAGAAGAUGACUGGUUUGUGCUGUUUGAUGCUGUUCGUCCGUCAGUUACCCCUGUUAAGAUUAUGCCGGAUGUGAGGAAGACGUUUGAGGUGACAACCACAGAGACUAGAACACAGAAGAAGAUGAUAAUUGGUGUUGACAGGAGGCAAGAUGAGACACGUUUGUCUGAAAUGAGACAGAUCCAAAUUGCACCACCGUCAGAGAGAGAAGGAGGAGAUGAUUGGUUUGUCCUGUUUGACAUCAUCCGAGAGAAGCCUGUUGUCGUGCCACCAGUCACUGUCCGUGAGCGCAUCCAGUUCCCAGCAGAGGUCAGAGUUCCAACUGCUGUGGCCAAAACGAGGAUUGCUAUUUCCGAGACGAGACCGAUGUUUGAGAAACGGAUCCUGGAGGAAAGACGUCCACCCGCAUAUACACAUGUCAAUGAUGAUUGGUUUGUUCUGCUAGAUGCUGGCCUCAAAGAGUCAGUGGUGAGCACACAGAGGGGCGCUCGUCCUGUCAGUGCUCCGGUCUUCUCCCAGGCUGCUCUGGCUGAGGCAGGGAUCCCCAUGGCCCCUUUCGACCAGCCCCAAACCUCCACUCCAAUCAAGACCAGCCGCCAAGAGGAAAGAAAGCUGGAGGUCACCGUAGAAGCUGUGGAGCCCUCCAAAAUCGAGGCUGCAGCUGAGGACAAGCCAGCAGUGUGGAGGGACCAGGGAGAAGUAGAAUCGUCACUCAUAUCCACCAUCAAUGGGGACAUUCAGCACAAGUCUGAGGUGACAAGCACGGAGGUGGUGCGAAUGCGAAAGAAAAGAGCUAAGAAAAUUGAGGGUGACUCAAUUUAUAUCAGACAUAGCCUUUUAAUGUUGGAGGAGUUCAGUAAGCCUCAGGAGGACCUGCUCAGACAUCACGCCAGCAUCAGUAAGCUGAAGAAGAACUUCAUGGAAGCUGUCCCAGAGCCCAGGCCCAGUGAGUGGGACAAGCGCCUGUCCACACACUCUCCGUUCCGCACACUGGGAAUCAAUGGUCAGCCUCUGCCCAGUGCGGAUGGGAGUGUGUGCAUUAGUUCCCUAUGCAAUGGUUCAGAGACAAAGUCUGCUCAUGGGGAAACCAGCAGCAGUCUGGGCUUGUCAGGCGCACGCAGUCCCGCUGUGUGCCACAAGAGUGAGCCCGAUGGCGUCGCAGCCCACGGUGCUCCUGUUGAGGAAGAGUCGUGCGAUCAGGACGGGGUUGUAGUUUUUGAGACCUCCCUGGUGCCCAUCGUAGAGGUGGAGAUGGCGCAGUUGCCUCCCUCCCCCGAACCCUACUGUAAAGCUUUAGAUGAGACGCAGGAGGAAGACGGAUCAUAUCCCGGAGUGUCGGAGCGCUCUAGGAGGAUAGCUGGAUCUUCCCCAGCCUCCUAUUUCAGGAGCGAUGGUCCGCAGGUCAUACGCUGCUUCCAGCCCCCUCUGGUGCAGACCCAGACAGUCACCAUCACAGCAGUCUCCAACUCCUUACCCACUGGCAUCUCCACCACAGAGGUCCCAAUCGUCCCGACCAAGACCAUCACCUAUGAGUCUUCAAAGGUGACAGUUGAUGGGACGGACGAGGACAAAGAUGGCACAACUGUGUCCAGCUCCACAACCGUUACCUCAGAGGCCACUAGUGGCACCACAGUCACCACCACCACCACUCACAUCUCAAAGGUAGUAAAAAGUGGAUCUUCAGAGACUCGUGUGGAGAAGAGGAUUGUCAUAACUGCAGACUCUGAUAUUGACCAAGAUAAGGAGAAACAUGGCGGAGCAUCAGCAUUGUAACUGAAUCACCAACCUUCAUUUAUUCCUUUAACUCUUCACCUCCGACAUCCCAUCAUCAGAGUGCAGCAGUCGACACACACUGACCAGCUCUAUCUACGCAUACACAUAUCUAAGAACAAAAUAUCCCCUAAUCUGCACCUGAAGUUAUUGAGAACAAAGUAGAUAAAUGUUAGUAGUAUCUUCUUUUUUUCAGUUGAGCUGUUCAUUAGGUAGAGGAGGGCUGCACAGUGCUCAAGUUUUCAUUAAACGCUAAUUUCAUUCUGGUGUUCAAAAAGCUUAGCAAAUACACUUUUAUUGGUUAAAAGACAGCAGUUUCAGUUAAGUGAUCUCAGUUAUGUUUGCUUUUAAAUGCUUUUAUUUACCUAGUGGUUUUUACAUUGUUAAUUUUAUACAAUUGCACUGUUUCCGUUCUAGUUUAGACAGCCAUUAUCAGCAUUCAUUCCCUCGGUGCUGCUAGGGAAACAUUAAGACUACAUUCAAGGGAACCCUUUUUUGUUGUUGUUGUUGUUUACUUGUCUAUUUAAUUCAGGAGAGACUUUUUUUUAUGAAAUGACAUACCUCGCAUCUAUAUGUGAACAAAGAUAUUUCUGUGCUCAGAUUUGGACAGCUUGUUUGGCUUUGUUCACUGCUCAGGUACAAAAACAGAAAACCUAAAUCUUUUCUUCCCCCAACCAGCCAAGAACAGGUAGCCUACACAUUAUUGUAAAGUUUGAACUAAAAAUGGAUCUAUUUUGAAAUAUUUCUCUAUUUUAUAGAAUUAAUGCUUUUAUAGUAUUUGUACAAAUUGAGGUUUUUAAGUUAUUCAUAUCCAUCUGCUCAUGAAAUUGUAGGUUAAUUAUGAGGUCUCUAUUUAAGUCCUUUCUUAAUCUGUCUUGCCUGACACCCUGAAUCAUUCUUAUUCGUUUCCUCUUGUAGUCCACCAAGUUUAUCAAAUCCUUCACAACUUACAUAAGACAAUGGAGUGCUUCCCUCGGCUCUACGUUUUGUUCAGUAGCAUAGAAGUCAUACUUGCUUUGAAUAUAUAUGGUUGAUAAGAAAUGUUUUACAAGCUUUGGUCUGUUUAUCUCAGGUUUUGAUAUUCUUUGUAAGACUACAGACCUCCAUAUGAUUGUAUAAGGAAUGUCCAUAUAUGUAUAUCCAUCCCUACUUUAAAUGUACAUUUAUGUUCAGCCAAGUGAGGUCAAUAAAUACAAAAGCUUGUCUGUCACAGUAAACCACACAUGUAAGAGGUGAAGGCAGCUGUCCCCCAGUAUAUGUGGCUUUUCUCUCAUAGGAGCACAAUUUGUCUUUUUUACAUGGUCUACUAUACAGUAAUUUAUUUGUAAAGUAGGAAAUGUUUCAUGUGAUUUGAUGUACUUUGAUGUUUCAACACAAGCUGGCUUUCCAGGCUUCCACUAAAGAUGUCACGAUGUUAUAUAUUGCAUUCAUUAUCAACCAAGUUUGUAAAGCCUUUUUGCCAUAUAGUCUAAGUAGAUUGCUCUCUCACUCACUGUUUUCCUGUACUUUUCCAUAGAGGAGGAGAUAACUUAAAAUAUAUGAAUCCCUUUUAGAUAGCAUGUUUGUUAGCAAACUUUUUUAACCCAAAAAGAAGCCAUUGGUAUUGUAGCUACAUGGACAGCAACAGCAAACUCUCCUGGAAGAAAAAUGUAGAAUUUCACAUGGAAAAAAAAUAGUUUUUAGACAAUGGAAAAUAUUGUUGCUUUGUGACUUAUCCCUGUCUUUUUAUGAAAAAAAAUAAAAUAUGCAUUAUUUUGCA